AUGAGGAGCAGCUCCAAUAUCAACAUUGGUGUUAAUAGCAAUAGUAAUAGCAACAGCAAAAGCAACAGCAAAAGCAACAGCAAAAGCAACAGCAAUACAAUAGCAAUAGCAAUAGUAGCAACAGCAGUAGCAACAGCAGCAAUAGCAACAGCAAUAGCAACAGUAGCAACAGCAGUAGCAACAGCAGUAGCAACAGCAGUAGCAACAGCAGUAGCAACAGCAGUAGCAACAGCAGUAGCAACAGCAGUAGCAACAGCAGUAGCAACAGCAGUAGCAACAGCAGUAGCAACAGCAGUAGCAACAGCAGUAGCAACAGCAGUAGCAACAGCAGUAGCAACAGCACAACAGCACAACAGCAGUAGCAACAGCAGUAGCAACAGCAGUAGCAACAGCAGUAGCAACAGCAGUAGCAACAGCAGUAGCAACAGCAGUAGCAACAGCAGUAGCAACAGCAGUAGCAACAGCAGUAGCAACAGCAGUAGCAACAGCAGUAGCAACAGCAGUAGCAACAGCAGUAGCAACAGCAGUAGCAACAGCAGUAGCAACAGCAGUAGCAACAGCAGUAGCAACAGCAGUAGCAACAGCAGUAGCAACAGCAGUAGCAACAGCAGUAGCAACAGCAAUAGCAACAGCAGUAGCAACAGCAGUAGCAACAGCAGUAGCAACAGCAGUAGCAACAGCAGUAGCAACAGCAGUAGCAACAGCAGUAGCAACAGCAGUAGCAACAGCAGUAGCAACAGCAAUAGCAACAGUAACUACAAUAGCAGCAGCAAUAGCAACAGCAGUAGCAACAGCACAAUAGCAAUAGCAAUAGCAGUGUCAGUAGCAAUAGCAAUAGCAUUAGUAAUAGCAAUAACAACAGCAAUAGUAAUAGCAAUUGCAAUAGCAAUAACAACAGCAAUAGUAAUAGCAAUUGCAAUAGCAAUAACCAUAACUGCAGCAGCAGCAAUAACAAUAACACCUACAAUAUCAGUAUUAAUGUCAGUCAUACACAACAAUAUUAAUAGUGAUCUUGAUAGCAAUAACAGGAGCAAUAGCAAUGACAAUAUCAACAGCAAUAAAAAAAGCAACGACUGA
Megachile rotundata (alfalfa leafcutting bee) is the source of this 1077-nucleotide messenger RNA. RefSeq lists its product as uncharacterized. The record is from RefSeq and is a predicted model, not a curated record. Lineage: Eukaryota; Metazoa; Arthropoda; Insecta; Hymenoptera; Megachilidae.